This is a messenger RNA of Trichoderma citrinoviride, 1047 nucleotides long. Its product is annotated as glycoside hydrolase family 75 protein. The transcript has 3 exons. The record is from RefSeq and is a predicted model, not a curated record. Gene Ontology annotation, molecular function: chitosanase activity. Lineage: Eukaryota; Fungi; Ascomycota; Sordariomycetes; Hypocreales; Hypocreaceae. Bases 1 to 1047 code for a protein of 348 amino acids.
AUGCGCAGCUUCGAUACCCUCUUGCUUGCUGCCCUUGCGGCCUCGCCCGCUCUGGCUCGCCAGAUUCCGUCCAAUGUACAGAGCCUGUACAACUCGAUUCGAGCUCAGGGCCAAUGCAAGAACAUUCUCAAGGGCGGCUUCUACAGCCAAGAGGGUGAUUCCAAGAACUUCUCCUACUGCGGUGACCACCUGAACGACUACCGCAUCAUGUACCUCCAGGGCACCAACGGCAACCUGGUCAACAUGGACAUUGACUGCGACGGUGCUCUCGGCACAGGUGACGGCAGCUGCGACAGCUCGCAGGACACGCAGAGCGAGACCAGCUUCAAGGACACCGUCGCCAGCUACAAGAAGGGCAUCAAGGACCUCAACGCCUACGUGCACUCGUUCGUCGUGCUGGGCAACGAGGGCAGCAAGAGCGGCUACGUCACCUUUGAUCCCCAGUCGGUUGGCGUUGAGCCUCUCUCGAUUGUUGCCGUUGUCUGCGGCAACCAGAUGUUCUACGGCGUCUGGGGCGACACCAACGGCGACGACGGCCCUCCCCUGGUCGGCGAGGUCUCCGACUCUCUCGGCCGCGCCUGUUACGGAAACGCCGUCAACGGCAACGCUGCCCACGACCCGAACGACGUGCUGUACAUUGCCUUCACCGGACAGGACGCCGUGCCCGGCGCCAACGGAGCCAACUGGGCGGCCUCCUCUUUCUCGGCCUUUGAGUCGUCCCUGGGCGCCCUCGGUGACCAGCUGGUUGCCCGUAUCGGCAGCUCUGGAGGCAGCACCCCUCCUCCUCCCCCUCCCCCUCCCACCAACUGCUCAUGGGAGGGUCACUGCGCCGGUGCUUCUUGCGGCAGCGACGACGACUGCUCUGAUGACUUGACUUGCAACAGCGGCAAGUGUGGCAGCGGUGGGUCAACAUCUCCUCCCCCUCCUCCCCCUACCAGCUGUUCGUGGGAGGGACACUGUGCGGGAGCGUCUUGCAAGAGCGACGACGAUUGCUCUGAUGAUUUGGCCUGCAUUUCCAAGGUGUGCGCUGUUGACCCGGACAAUUGA